GUUGGCUUUGUUCAUCCGGUUUAGAGGUCUGUUGUUUUUGUCAACAAAAGUGUGAAAUGCACAUGAACUAGGGAUUAACUUGCCUGUUCAUGGAAAUUUUACAAAUCCAUAAAUAACGUGACACAUUUUGACCAAAGAUGAGUUCUGAAGCUACUCCGGUUGAAGCGAAUAUGGACUCUAAAGAUGAUCUCUUGGGAGCCGGAGAUGAAAACAAAAAACGGGGAACCUCACCGGAGGACAGCGAUAGUCAGGACCCUGGGAGGCGAAGUCAGAGGAAGAAAAGAAAGGUUGAGUACAAGGAGAUGGCAGACCAGCUGAAACAUCUGUCGGAUGAGGAGGAGGCAUCAGAUGAUGAAAGUAGAAAACCACCUGUUAAAGAAACACCAGCUAACACUAACAAGGUUGAUGCCAUAAAGAAAGAGUUGCCACCUACAGAAGAAUCAGAGCCAGAUGACCCAGCUGGUAAAGUUCUACAUGUGACAGGGUUAGAGGGCGCUGCAUUCCAAAGUCGCUUACCACAUGAUAAGAUGACAGCCCAAGAGGCUGCUUGUUUCCCAGAUAUAGCACAGGCCUCUCCACAGACUCAGAAGGUCUUUCUCUAUCUAAGGAAUAGACUAUUACAACUUUGGCUUGAGAAUCCAACCCAACAGGUGACACUAGAGAAUGCAUUACCUCAGAUUGAAGCCCCAUAUAAUAGUGAUGGCCCAUUAAUUACGCGCAUGUUCUCUUAUCUUGAGAGAUAUGGGUUCAUCAACUUUGGAGUAUUCAAACGCCUCAAACCUCUACCAGCUAACCCACAAGGCAAAGUAAUUAUUAUUGGAGCUGGUAUAUCUGGUUUGGGAGCAGCUAGGCAACUCCAGCAGUUUGGCAUGGAUGUCACGGUACUCGAGGCCCGGGAUCGUGUCGGGGGACGUGUGGCCACAUUUAGGAAAGGAAAUUAUAUUGCAGAUCUUGGGGCUAUGGUUGUCACAGGGCUAGGAGGUAAUCCUAUCACAGUCCUGAGUAAGCAAGUCAACAUGGAGCUACAUAAGAUCAAACAGAAGUGCCCUCUAUAUGAGACAAAUGGAGGAACAGUGCCUAAAGACAAAGAUGAGAUGGUAGAAAGAGAGUUCAAUAGAUUACUGGAAUCCACAUCAUAUAUGUCUCACCAGAUGGACUUUAACCACAUUAACAGCAAACCAUUGACAUUGGGCCAGGCUCUAGAACUUGUCAUCAAACUCCAAGAAAAGCACGUUAAAGAAAAGCAGUGUGAACACCAGAGAAAUAUUCUAACCUUACAAGAAAAGCUCAGAAAAAACAUAACUCAGAUGAUUCAAGUCAAAGAUAAAAUAGCAGAUUUGAACAAACAAUGGAAGGAAGCAUCAGAGGUUAAGCCCCCUAGAGACAUCACUGCAGAGUUCCUGGUGAAGAGUAAACUCAGGGAUCUCACAGCUGCAUGUAAGGAGUUUGAUGAACUCACAAGCCAGCAGAGAGAGAUAGAGGACAAGCUGCAUGAGAUGGAGUCUAGUCCCCCAAGUGAUGUUUACCUGUCCUCUAGAGAUCGCCAGAUUCUGGACUGGCACUUUGCCAACCUGGAGUUUGCUAAUGCUACCCCGUUAGCUGCCCUCUCACUCAAGCACUGGGACCAAGAUGAUGAUUUCGAAUUCACUGGCAGUCAUUUAACAGUAAGAAAUGGCUACUCCUGUGUACCAGUGGCUCUGUCUGAUGGACUGGAUAUUAAACUGAAUACAGCAGUUAGACAAGUCAGACACACUUCUACAGGUGUUGAGAUAGUCACCACAAAUUCUAAAAGCAAUGCCAACGCAAUCACAUAUAAGGCUGAUGCUGUUCUGUGCACCCUCCCUCUGGGUGUGUUAAAAGAGACUCUGCGUCCAAACAGCGUCAACAGCGUACAGUUUUAUCCUCCUUUACCUGAAUGGAAAACCUCAGCCUUGCAGAGAAUGGGAUUUGGAAAUUUAAAUAAGGUUGUCCUGUGCUUUGAUAGAAUAUUCUGGGAUCCAAAUGCUAAUUUAUUUGGGCAUGUCGGAAGUACAACAGCCAGUAGAGGGGAGCUGUUUUUAUUCUGGAAUCUUUACAAGGCUCCCGUUCUUCUUGCCCUUGUCGCAGGAGAGGCAGCGGCCAUUAUGGAAAACGUCAGUGAUGAUGUCAUCGUUGGUAGAUCUAUCGCAGUGUUGAAGGGAAUUUUUGGGAAUAACGCAGUCCCACAGCCCAAAGAAACUGUUGUCACCAGAUGGCGAGCUGAUCCUUGGUCUAGGGGGUCUUACUCAUUUGUAGCAGCAGGAUCUGCAGGUAACGAUUAUGAUAUCAUGGCAACGCCAAUCUCUGCAAAUCCAGCAUUACCAGGGCAACCUCAAACAGCUAUUAAUAUGCCACGAUUAUUUUUUGCUGAGAGGCUGGGAGGAUAGCAGACCAAUUUCUAGGGGCUCCUUAUGCCCUACCUCCAAGAACUAAUGCUACACCUGCCACCUGAUUGGUUGCCACCUGAACAUAUUAUGGGAUGUAAUUCUACACAUGCAACCUUAUUGGAUAAACA
Molecule: messenger RNA, 2533 nt
Organism: Owenia fusiformis
Lineage: Eukaryota; Metazoa; Annelida; Polychaeta; Sabellida; Oweniidae
Source: the annotation of a GenBank genome assembly